AUGUUUAGCUCCACUUCAAUCGGAACAAUGAGCAUCUCUGAGGGAGAAGACGAUCCUUGUUCCAGCAUGUAUGACAUGUCGCUCAUCGGAAAUACCUUUGCCGGAAGAGCUGAUGUUCCUGUUGAAAUGUGUCGAGUUUGUGGGAAGCCGGCUGCUGGAAAACAUUAUUCGGUUCCCGCUUGUCAUGGCUGCAAAUCGUUCUUCCGACGAGCGAUCCUUCAUAAAACUAUCUAUCCAGAGUGUAAAUACGACAAACAGUGCUUUUCAAUAGCAUCUCAUACUGUCCGCCCCCGUAAAUGUCGUCAUUGUCGUCUUCAGAAAUGUUACAAAGUUGGAAUGGUAGCCAUGGUGGCUCUUCACCGAAAACACGAUAGUCCUACAAGUUCAGAUGGAGAACUUCCAGACUUGCCGGCUGCUUCACCUAACAUUGCUUCACCAGUCAUCACUUCUCCGCUACCAACACGAGAGAACUAUGUGUCAGGGAUUAUCGAUAAGCUUCACAACCUGGAUAUUCAAACUGACAAAUUUCGAAAAUCAGCUUACAAUCCUCUCUUUAUGCCGAGUCUCGAAGGAAUUUUAUCAUCUACUGGAAAACUAGAUUUAGCCGACAAAUACGGGGCGAUGACUGGUUGGCCGAUUACUCAAGAGAACUUUAUUGAGCAGCAAGUGUUAAUAAAUCAAAUCAAGAACGAAAAUCCAAUUACUAAUAAUUUGUUGUCUUUACCGGUUGCAUUUCCACCAUCGACAUCUAAUUUUGGCAUAAAUACGAAAGAGUGGCUCAGCUUUGAUAUGCUUACUGCCAUAGAGUACGCGAAGACGUUUCCGUUCUUUCAACAACUACCAUCAAAUGAUAAGGCAAGGAGAGAAGUAACACUGGAAAUGAGCUUAAUAACAAACUUUCAGAUUUUGCUAACCAAGGCAACAACAUUCAUGAAUCUUGCCCUCACAUCUUCCUACUCUUCAUUUCUCUCGAAAAUGGCGGUUCUUCAAAUGCCAGAUGGGAUUUGCAUAUCCGGACCAGCAGGACAAUGUGAACGUGAAGUUCGCUCCUUUGAACGGCGUCUCAGCCUUCGGAUCAUGGCCCCUCUUAUCCGAAACGUCUUCGACAAAACUGAAUACGUUCUAUUAAAAGCUAUUAUUUUGUGCAAUGAUGCCGUCACCGAUUUGUCCAAGAGUGCUCAAGAAAUACUGGCUAGAGAACGGUACAAUCUCACUGGGGCUCUUUUGUUAUAUUGUUUAAGUAGACAUGGUUCGAAUGCAGGACCGGGUAGAUACUACAGUAUUCUCAAUAUGGUCGAUGUUCUGGAACAUUAUCAACGGGAUUUUCGUGAUUUCAUGCUUCUUUUGGACAUUGCUACACCUCAAAGAUAUACACAGGAUCGAAAAACGUUGCAGCGUGAAAUUCUAAACUUUUGA
This is a messenger RNA of Caenorhabditis briggsae, 1416 nucleotides long. It is a transcript of the gene Cbr-nhr-36, whose product is annotated as Protein CBR-NHR-36. The transcript has 8 exons. The coding region runs from base 1 to 1416 and encodes 471 amino acids. Gene Ontology annotation, molecular function: zinc ion binding; RNA polymerase II cis-regulatory region sequence-specific DNA binding; nuclear receptor activity. The record is from RefSeq and is a predicted model, not a curated record. NCBI's taxonomy places the organism in Eukaryota, Metazoa, Nematoda, Chromadorea, Rhabditida, Rhabditidae. Gene Ontology annotation, biological process: regulation of transcription by RNA polymerase II; anatomical structure development; cell differentiation.